Messenger RNA from Marasmius oreades (fairy-ring Marasmius), 1141 nucleotides. RefSeq lists its product as uncharacterized. NCBI's taxonomy places the organism in Eukaryota, Fungi, Basidiomycota, Agaricomycetes, Agaricales, Marasmiaceae. The record is from RefSeq and is a predicted model, not a curated record. Bases 60 to 884 code for a protein of 274 amino acids. The transcript has 5 exons.
CCCGCCACCAGCCACUCCAAGCCCUCGUAGCACAAUCCCCCUCCAAACAAACAAAAACUAUGUCGCGAACAUCAUCGUCAACCGAAGGAUCCAACUCUCGUGAAGUCUCCCCCACAUCGCCGAGUGCUAAAGUCCAAUUCGAUUCAGCUUUACCUGAUGGGACAAAGAAAUUUCUCCAGUUCCAUGUCAUAACAGCGACUCUCUCGGAGAAGGCUUCGGGAAAGAGACCCGCGUCGUCGUUUAUCGGAAUGGCUGUUGGGAAACACAACUACACGACGUCUACCGUGAAUGGUAGAGAUUCAGAUCCAGUCUGGCAUGACAAUUUGGGACCAAUGUGGCUCAAAGACGAUACGAAAAUAACAUUCAAACUCAGAAGUCGUUCAUUACCGCUCGUCCCUGCACAAACCAUCGCCACGACGAAGACGUACAAAGUACACGAACUCAUAGAGUUACAGAAAGAUCUAUACGAUCGUAAUUGCACUAUCAAACUCCCACUUGAACCUCCUUCCACGUCCAAUUCACCGCCUUCAUCACCACGAAACACGAAGAAUACACAAGGAUCGAACACCAGUGCUCUGAUCAUUAAUCUCCGAUUACCUUCCUCAGCCGAGACUGCCACUGAAGAAGUGGCUAGGGCCCGUGUGAGGAGUAAUAGUGUUCGCCUUGAGCAGCAGCAACUGCAACAACGACUCGAACAACAACAACAACAACAACAGUCGCAGCAGACGCAACGACACGGACUUUUGUUGAAACCUGAUGACAUUGACAGUGAGGAAGAUUUGCGGCUGGAGAUCGAUAGGAAAGCUGCGUUGGGUGAGUCGUCAGGUUCGGAGGCGGUGGUUUAUAAAACGAUUGAGAUCAUCCCGAGGAUAACGGUUAAUUGAAGGGUGUUGCCUUAUUUUACACUCAAGAGGGGUUUUUUCGCUGGUAAUUACGAAGCACACACCUUUUAUCUAACAUGCUUUUUAUUUUGUCUAUGCUGUCAAUUUCAUCUCUAUUUUGAGCCUUUACACAUAACAGUUUGCAUUCGCAUUUACAUAGAACAUACGACAUUUCUAUUUAAAAAUGUAUCCUAGUAUCUAUCUAAGUACAGGUAUCAUUUUUGAUCAAGUAAUUCUUUCUCGGUCUGAGUCCACGCUCU